Labeo rohita (rohu) is the source of this 4124-nucleotide messenger RNA. Its product is annotated as protein mono-ADP-ribosyltransferase PARP6. Lineage: Eukaryota; Metazoa; Chordata; Actinopteri; Cypriniformes; Cyprinidae. The coding region runs from base 1006 to 2916 and encodes 636 amino acids. The record is from RefSeq and is a predicted model, not a curated record. The transcript has 27 exons. Gene Ontology annotation, cellular component: membrane; intracellular anatomical structure; nuclear envelope. Gene Ontology annotation, biological process: endoplasmic reticulum unfolded protein response. Gene Ontology annotation, molecular function: protein serine/threonine kinase activator activity; NAD+ poly-ADP-ribosyltransferase activity; kinase binding.
UUAAGGCCGAACGGGUGUUUUACUGCAGCAAAAGAGCAACUGAGAUAAGCACAAAGUCUGGGCAGGAAUAGGCAAUGCAAGAUAAUGGCAAUCUGUUAUAUGACAGAUCAACACCAAGGUGAAGGUGUCUGGACUCACCUGCUCUCCACGACGGCCCCGCCGCUGCUGCUGCUCCCGCUGCCCAUGCUGACCACUGCUCACCUGACGGCCGCUCGCUCACUGAACGCUGCUCACCUGCUGUGCGUCCUUGUGCCUCUCGCCCAAACCCAUCUGCCAGUCCACGCAAACUUCGACCUGUAAGCCGUCAUUGCUGUCUGCAGAUGGGAGUUGUCAAAUCCCAUCAUAAAUCCCAUUGAUGCACUCUGGAUUGGCUGUCAGUUGCAACAAUGUUCUGGAGAGUGUCUCAAACUGUGCUCAGGAUGGCAGGAUAUGAGACAGCACUGUGUCUCUCUCAGAGACGUGAGUCACGCAGCCGAGGACGAGCUGGAUAAUGGCUUAUCUCUCUCUCUCUCUCACUCUCUCUCUUUCUCUCUCUCUCGCUCGCUCUGGAGGUCAUCGUGUACAGCGAGGCUCUUAACGAGCUGUAGGUCACAUGACUCACUCUGCUGGCUCUCACUGAGCAUGCUCAGUUCACUGUGUUGUCAGGCAAAAAAGAAGACAGCACUGGAAUAGACGAGAUCUGCAACAGAUAAACACACAGACACAGAGAGAGCAGGAGAUGAAGCGUUAGUAUGGAUGAACGCUGUUAGUGCACAGUGAUUCUGCCUUAUCGGAUGGUUUGUGCAUGCUCUGUUUCUUAUGUGUUGUGUUGUUCAUCCGCUGUCCGUCGUGUCGGAGGAGAAGCAGCCGUCUGGCGGUCGCUCCAUCCUCGCUGAAGGAAGCACAGAGCUCAUCUUACUGAAGUCGUCUCCUGUCGUCCAGAGUGCCUGUUGUUUUGCGGUUUGAGCUGAAAUGGAUCAGAGAAGCUUCGUACUGUCAGAAACACGUCUGUGAACACCGGAGCCAAUGGAUAUUAAAGGCCAGUGCUGGACGGAUGAAGAAUCGGAUGGAGAGAAUGAAUCGGAGCAGUUCCUGUACGGGAUUCAGGGGAGCUGUGCAGCCGACCUCUACCGUCACCCACAGCUGGACGCCGAUAUCGAAGCUGUAAAAGACAUUUACACAGACAGCGCUGUGUCCGUCAGAGAGUAUGGCACCAUCGAUGACGUGGACAUCGAUCUGCAAAUCAACAUCAGCUUCUUGGAUGAGGAGGUGGCGACCGCAUGGAAGGUGAUCCGAACGGAGCCCAUCGUAUUACGUCUGCGUUUCUCUCUUUCGCAGUACCUGGAUGGACCAGAACCGUCUGUGGAGGUGUUUCAGCCGUCCAAUAAAGAAGGCUUCAGUUUGGGUCUUCAACUAAAGAAGAUCCUCAGUACAUUCACGUCGCAGCAGUGGAAGCACCUGAGUAAUGAGUUCCUCAAAGCCCAGCAGGAGAAACGACACAGCUGGUUCAAAGCUGGAGGAACCAUCAAGAAAUUUCGUGCAGGAUUGAGCAUCUUCUCCCCGAUUCCCAAGUCUCCCAGUUUCCCCCUGAUCCAGGACACAGUGUUGAAAGGCAAACUGAACGUGCCCGAGCUCAGAGUCACCCGGCUCAUGAACCGCUCCAUCUCCUGCACCAUGAAGAACCCCAAGGGGGAGCUGUUCAGCUACCCUCCGAACAGCCAGACUGUGGCUGUCCCGGCGGGCAGGGCCCCUGCGCAGAUUACCACCCGCCAGCUGAUUGAGUUGUUUUUCUCAUCCCAGGCGGGCGGACACUGCAAGAACAUCCCCACGCUGGAGUACGGCUUCCUCGUGCAGAUAAUGAAAUACUCUGAGCAGCGGAUCCCCACUCUGAACGAAUACUGCGUGGUGUGUGACGAGCAGCACGUUUUCCAGAACGGGUCCAUGCUGAAGCCCGCGGUUUGCACGAGAGAGCUGUGUGUGUUUUCCUUCUACACGUUGGGAGUGAUGUCCGGAGCGGCCGAGGAGGUGGCCACCGGCGCUGAGGUGGUGGAUCUGCUGGUGGCCAUGUGUCGCGCCGCUCUCGAGUCGCCCCGUAAAAGCAUCAUCUUUGAGCCGUAUCCGUCCGUGGUCGACCCCAACGACCCCAAAACGCUCGCCUUCAACCCGAAGAAGAAUUAUGAGCGUCUGCAGAAAGCACUAGACAGUGUGAUGUCUAUUCGGGAAAUGACGCAGGGCUCGUAUCUGGAGAUUAAGAAGCAGAUGGAUAAACUGGAUCCUUUAGCUCAUCCGUUACUGCAGUGGAUUAUAUCCAGUAACAGGUCUCAUAUUGUGAAGCUGCCGCUCAGUAGGCAGCUGAAGUUCAUGCACACAUCUCAUCAGUUUCUGCUGCUGAGCAGCCCGCCAGCAAAAGAAGCUCGCUUUCGCACCGCAAAGAAACUCUACGGCAGCACCUUCGCCUUCCAUGGUUCCCAUAUUGAAAACUGGCACUCGGUUCUGAGAAAUGGGCUGGUCAAUGCCUCGUAUACUAAACUGCAGCUGCAUGGAGCAGCGUACGGGAAGGGCAUCUAUUUGAGCCCCAUAUCCAGUAUUUCCUUCGGAUACUCAGGAAUGGGGAAGGGCCAGCAUCGCAUGCCCACUAAAGAUGAGUUAGUCCAGCGAUAUAAUCGAAUGAACACAAUGCCACAGAGUCGUCCCAUACAGUCGCGUUUCCUCCAGAGCAGGAAUUUAAACUGCAUCGCUCUCUGUGAAGUGAUCACAUCCAAAGACCUGCAGAAACACGGGAACAUCUGGGUGUGUCCGGUGUCUGACCACGUCUGCACGCGCUUCUUCUUUGUGUAUGAGGACGGUCAGGUGGGAGACGCUAACAUCAACACACAGGAGCCCAAGAUCCAGAAGGAGAUCAUGCGUGUGAUCGGCACCCAGAUCUACUCCAGCUGAACGGCUUUCCCGCAGAGACGGCCGAGACGGACUCGUUUCUGGGCUCCAAACUCACCCACGGGCGGAAGCAGAGAAGAACCCGGCGUUUGUCUCCCGCCAGCCGUCUUUCCUCAACUCUACUCCAUCUAUACUUUCUUUGGUCCUGUCUUUCGUAUGGGAUGCGGGGGAAUGAGAUGAAGGAAAACUUCACGAUAAGCCCCGCCCACAACCCUUUGACUUCAGCCGUCAGUCAAAAGCAGAGGGGCGCCUGAUUGGACGAGACGGCGCGCGGAGCGUGAAGUCGCAUCUGUCGCUCGUUUUCUCUUUUUCACAUCGCUUUGACGGAUCGUUUCUCACACUAAAUAUCUAUACACGUAAAAACAAGAAAGUCAUUUCAAAAUGUUUAUUGCGGUUUUUGCGUCUCUGGAUAGUAAAUGAUGAAUCUGUGCGUUUUGUUGUGUUCGUAUCUUCUUCAUCUUUCUCCUCCGCUGCUCUUUCUGACUGAUGACAUGUAUUAAUAUCCCAGAUGUAUUUAUCUCUGAGUUUCCUGCCGAAAUCAAUUUCCUGUCUUUUGUUGCUCAGCUCCGCUUACACGCGUACGAACGCCCGCCGUGAUUUAUCGCCCAGCAGAACACGGAUGAGAGGACGGGGACGCGUCGUUACUCAUGUUUAUGCUUUUAUCUUCUGGACGGCGCCGUCACGGAGUCGUCGUGACACGGUUUCGCCACGAGCUGAACGAACGACGGCGGACGAGUCAGAGAGGCUUUAUUUACAUUCGCAGACAUUCCCGAGUGCUUGUGGGUAAUUUCCACAAAGCUUUCCUCCAUUUGCCUGCAGUAGGAUGACAGACACUAGCAGCCAAACAUUUGGACACAUGAAUUAUUCAGACAGUUUUCCACAUGUUAUAAUCAUAGUCAAGUGUGCAGACUCUGAAAUCGAACAAAUGCAAGUCAAAACUCUUUUAAAUAAAAAAUGACAACAAAAGCGAAGACAAAAAUGAUUAAAAUAGAUUUAAUUAUAUUAAAACCAUUAAGAAUUUAAAAAAAGUUACCAAACAUUCGGAACAAGACAAAAGAAACAUAACAGUAAUCAACCAGAUUAUAAAAACUUAGAUUUGAAUGUGAAAUAAAAUUGAUUUAUGACAGUCAUGUUUGGGAAUAAAAUAAAAUAAAAUAAAAUAAAAUAAAAUAAAAUAAAAUAAAAUAAAAUAAAAUAAAAUAAAAUAAAAU